Molecule: messenger RNA, 2175 nt
Organism: Acytostelium subglobosum LB1
Lineage: Eukaryota; Evosea; Eumycetozoa; Acytosteliales; Acytosteliaceae
Exons: 2
Biological process (GO): G protein-coupled receptor signaling pathway
Cellular component (GO): plasma membrane
Molecular function (GO): G protein-coupled receptor activity
Source: RefSeq, a predicted model, not a curated record
AUCACUAAUGCCUCAGAGUUAGAGAUCACUCAAACUCAGGACAAUCAAAAGAUUGCACUGAUAUUGUCAAGUGCGAGAAUGGACCUAGGCUUCAACUUUAUGAUCAAUGAUGCUUGGGUGAGGACACAACGCAGUCUAAAGUCAACACAGUUUGUCAUAUUGGACAAGAUCACAAUGGAUAUAUUCAAUGAUACCGUCGACUCUUUGAUCGCCGAUGGCUACAAGGGCAUCAUUGCUGGCUCGCUCGAGAUGACCUAUGUGACGCGCGACUACUCGCGUCGCUACCCCAACAUCUACUGGCUGGCACGUGGCAGUCUGAUCAACGCUCGUAACAUUGCUUACGUCACCUACAACAUUGGCCUGUUCCAGUACAUUGUCGGCUACUUUGCCGGUCUGAUGACCCAAACCAACAAGAUCGGCUUCAUCGGGCCGGGCCCCAACCUCCUGCCCAACUACAACGCCAACGCGUUGUUUGUUGGCGCGCGUGCGGCAAAGCCCAACACCGAAGUGUAUAUGUACGAGACGGGCAAGUGGAUCAACGUGGAUGUGUCGGUGGGCGCCACCAACUCGCUGGUGGACGGCGGCAUCGACUACUUGUGCAACAGUCAGGACGACCAGUCAGCUUCCAUUCAGAUGAUCAAGCGUGGUCUGUUGGGAAUGGGCACGAAUGGCUUCCCUCAGCGUACACUCUAUGGCGAGCACAUUGCCAUGAGCAUCGUACACAAUUGGACCAACGUAUUCUUGGACUGGGCUCAAAUCGUCCAAUCUGGAAACAACAUAUCCACCACAAAUGGCAACUACAACGGUGACUUCUCAAAUGGAUUCCUUCAAAUGGAUAAUUGUAUCAAUUCAUCGAUAUUCUUUAAGAUGAACACACCGUAUCCUGGAAUGACCAACUACGGCCAGUAUAAAGUGCCCCUGCAAGAGGUCAAAGUCGACACAUCCGUACUCUAUGGCAUAUCAAUCACAUCCGGUGUAUUCAUCGUUGGCACAAUUGUUUUGAUGCUGCUCAUCUUUGUGUUUCGCAACUCUCAUUCAAUCCGCUCAGCCAGUCCAAUAUUCUGUCUCACCAUCUCACUUGGCGCCAUCAUGACCUAUGUUGGCCUGAUACUCUACGUCCUGCCGCCGACCAAUCCCAUCUGUAACUCAAAGUACUGGAUGUUGGCCAUUGGCUACAUCCUGAUGAUUGGAUCACUGGUGGUCAAGAACAUCAGGAUCUGGUUCAUCUUUGACAAUCCAGAGUUGCGCGUCAUCCGCAUCACCAACCUGCAGCUAAUGCCUUGGGUGGGCGGCCUGGUCGCAAUCAUGGUGAUGCUUCUGGCCCUGCUGCACUCACCUAGUGUGGGCAACCUACGCAUGGUCGUCACCAACGAGACGACCAACGACUACCUACAGCGCUACCAAUAUCAAGAGGUGUGCCGAAUGGACGAGCACGGCGGCAUCAUUCUCUACGUCAUCCUGGGCGUGUUUGGUCUGCUGAUCCUGGCGGGUGUUUUUGUCUCGUGGAAGAUCAGAAUCGUGGACAUUGACGAGUUCAACGAGAGCCGGCCCAUUGCCAAGGUGCUCUAUGUUAUCUUGUUCUCGGCCUUUGUUGUCGUGCCACUGCUGGUGUCGCCACACACACAGAGUAAUGAGAACACAAUAAUUUGUUCGGCAGGCAUCUUCAUCACGACCGUCACAAUGAUCAUAUUGUUUGCGCCAAAGUUCUGGCGCAUCUAUCUCUACGGCGCAAACUCUACAGAGAUGUUCACGAGGAAUACCAAGUCAUCGAUUGCGUCACAGCGCUCAAAGAACAACAGCUCGCGAGCACAAAAGACAAGUGGGGCAGCAUCAUCAUAUGACACAAGUCGAGAGAAUGACAGUGGAGCAGUUGUUGGACAAGAUUCAGAUAUGAUGGUGGUAGGUGAUAGUACAGUUAGCAAUAUGGAGAGUAGCAAGCCUUAUACUCAAUAUGCUACAUUCGAUUCGGAUGAUGAAGAUGAUACUCAUCCAGCUAUAAUAGUUACAAUGGCUAGUGAUAGCAAUAACAACAACAACAACAAUAAUAAUAAUAAUAAUAAUGCAUCGAGCAAUCAACAACAACAUAAUACAGAUAAAAUAGUAGUAUCAAUAAUUAGUAAUAACGACGACAAUAUCAAUGACAACGAUAUCGAAUUACAACAAACAAUGUAUAAU